AUGGGUGACGCGUUUGGGGCGAACGAGAUUCGUGCCCACGUGGUGAAGGUCGUGACCACCCCGUGCAGUCCUGCUGCUGUUGAACUCACUGGAGAGCCGUGUAACAAGGAGAAGGAGGAACAGCAACACCACCACCAGCAGCAACAACAACAACAGCAGCAGCAACAAGAGCAGCAGCAACUGCAGCCACAACCGCCACCUGCAGCUAGGCAACGGGUUCCUGUAACAGCGAGUACAGGAAUCAGAGGCCUACAAAGCAUGGGCUUACAAUCGUUGAGUAUGCGUCAAAUGUAUGAAUUCGAGAUCCGGCAAAGGGAACUUGCAGUCAAAAACAGAACAUUGGACAUUGAAGAGAGACGACUAGCUCUGGAGGAGAGCAAGGUGGCACUUGGCGAAAUAAAGAACGAACUUGAGGUUACAAGUCGCCAGCAGCAACGCCUGGACUUCGUGAAGCACAUGGAACAGAUGUUCGAUAAACUCAGCCAAGAAGACUAA
Rhipicephalus microplus (southern cattle tick) is the source of this 495-nucleotide messenger RNA. Its product is annotated as probable basic-leucine zipper transcription factor R. The record is from RefSeq and is a predicted model, not a curated record. NCBI's taxonomy places the organism in Eukaryota, Metazoa, Arthropoda, Arachnida, Ixodida, Ixodidae.